Messenger RNA from Dendroctonus ponderosae (mountain pine beetle), 1092 nucleotides. It is a transcript of the gene RpL5, whose product is annotated as 60S ribosomal protein L5. NCBI's taxonomy places the organism in Eukaryota, Metazoa, Arthropoda, Insecta, Coleoptera, Curculionidae. The transcript is spliced from 5 exons. The record is from RefSeq and is a predicted model, not a curated record. Gene Ontology annotation, biological process: translation; ribosomal large subunit assembly. The coding region runs from base 120 to 1001 and encodes 293 amino acids. Gene Ontology annotation, cellular component: ribosome; cytosolic large ribosomal subunit. Gene Ontology annotation, molecular function: 5S rRNA binding; structural constituent of ribosome.
GGAACGUUAAUGUCAAAGCUGCCACUGUCAGAAAGUUGUUUCCUUUGCGUCCACUACGUUGCUUUCAUCGCGUUUUUGCCGCGGACCAUACGCGAUAAGAAUUUGGCACAGACAGAAAAAUGGCAUUCGUAAAGGUUGUAAAAAACAAGCAGUACUUCAAACGAUUCCAAGUGAAGUUCAAGAGGCGCAGGCAAGGAAAGACCGAUUACUAUGCACGCAAGCGGCUGAUUGUACAAGUGAAGAACAAGUACAACACGCCUAAAUACCGCUUAAUCGUGCGCUUGUCCAACAAGGACAUCACAGCUCAAGUGGCUUAUUCGCGGAUUGAGGGCGACAAAAUUGUUUGCGCUGCCUACUCACAUGAACUGCCCAGGCACGGUGUUAAGGUAGGCCUUACCAACUAUGCGGCCGCUUAUUGUACUGGACUUCUCCUCGCUCGUCGUCUGCUCAAGAAGCUCGGGUUGGAUACUCUGUACGAGGGCACAACCGACGUCACCGGGGACGAGUACAAUGUGGAGGCUCUGGAUCAAGGCCCUGGAGCUUUCAGGUGCUACCUGGAUGUAGGUCUGAACAGGACCUCAACUGGGGCGAGAAUCUUCGCAGUAAUGAAGGGAGCAGUCGAUGGAGGUUUAAACAUUCCUCACUCCACAAAAAGGUUCCCCGGUUACGACGCAGAAAAUAAACAAUUUAAUGCUGAGGUUCACCGGAACCACAUCUUCGGCUUGCAUGUCGCCGAUUAUAUGAAGUCCUUGGAGGAGGAGGAUCCUGAAGCGUUCAAGAGACAGUUCAGCCAGUACAUUAGGCUGGGAAUUAACUCCGAUCAAAUUGAGGGAAUCUACAAAAACGCCCACACUUCUAUUCGGGCCAAUCCUGAUGCGGUAAAGAAAGAACGGGCACCGAUUACCGUAAAGAAGGCGGCUCGCAGGAAGCUGACUUUGGCUGAACGCAAGAACCGCGUUGCACAGAAGAAACAGAGCUUUAUUGCCAAAUUUGAGCAAUAAAAAGUGAUCGGAACAUUUCCAGGCCAUGACUUUCCCUAGUCCUAUCCUUGGAAUGUUCGAGAAAAAAGUUAAAUAAAGUACUAAAAUACAA